ACAACGCCCAAGAAUUUAAGGUGAAAAGGAAAAUAAUUCUUUGAAAAGGAAAAUUAUAGUUUUAUUACAAGAGAAAUUUAAAAAAUAUAUAUUGUAAUAUAAUUUCACGUGAUUUUUAAAAUUUAAUAGAAUUUGUUUAUCUUGAUUUUACUUGCAAUUUUUGUUGUAUUGCGUAUCUAAAGGAUUUGCAAUUUUUUAAUAUUUACAAGGGAAAAAAUUUAAAAUAAAAUUAAAAUAAAAUGCAAACAAUAAAAUGUGUUGUUGUUGGAGAUGGAGCUGUUGGUAAAACAUGCCUUUUAAUAUCAUAUACAACAAAUAAAUUUCCAUCAGAAUAUGUUCCAACCGUUUUUGAUAAUUAUGCAGUAACAGUAAUGAUUGGUGGUGAACCAUAUACAUUAGGAUUAUUUGAUACAGCUGGUCAAGAGGAUUAUGAUCGUUUAAGGCCGUUAUCAUAUCCACAAACAGAUGUAUUUUUGGUAUGCUUUUCUGUUGUUAGUCCCAGUUCCUUUGAAAACGUUAAAGAAAAGUGGGUACCAGAAAUAGCACAUCAUUGUCAGAAAACACCAUUUCUGUUAGUUGGUACACAAAUUGAUUUACGUGAUGAAACCAGUACGUUGGAAAAAUUGGCUAAAAAUAAACAAAAACCGAUCAGUAUGGAAGCAGGUGAAAAAUUAGCUAAAGAAUUAAAAGCUGUUAAAUAUGUUGAAUGCUCGGCCUUAACACAGAAAGGACUUAAAAAUGUUUUUGAUGAAGCAAUAUUGGCUGCCUUAGAGCCACCAGAACCAUCAAAGAAAAGACCUAGGUGUAAACUUCUUUAAACUUGUUGUUAUAUAAAAAAAAAAACAUGAUACACGUAAUUUACAUUUAAUAAUUGCAAAAAAAUAAAAAUAAAAACAAAAAAAAAAUUAAAUUAAAAAAUGUUGUCAUUAAAAAUAAAAAAUCUUCCUAAAAAGUAAGAAAAAGAAAACACAACACACCAAUACACGCAAUUAAAACAUGUAAAAUUCAUAACACAUUCACAGUUUGUUAAAUAAAAAAGAAAAAUCGUAAAACAAUCUUGUAAUAUAAAUAAAAAAAAAAAAUAAUUAAAAUACCGGUGAAAUAGAAUAAUAAAUGUAAUGAAUUUUUUUUUUAAAUUUAAAAAUAAAAGCAUUUGUACUACAAUUUAGUAAAAAAAACUUACAGUACAAGAUUUAAUUAUAACAAUAAAAAUUAAAAAUAUUUGAAAUAAAUUUAAAGGGAAUAUUUUUUCAUUUAUAGCAUAUUUUAAUAACGAUGUAACAUUAAAUUACUAUAGAAAUACUGUAAUUAUUUAUUAAUAUUUUUAAUAGUGAUAUUUUUGUCCUAUACAAACAAAUGUUUAAAUUGAAUUAAAACUAAAUUAAAAUAUCUGCUCUGGAUUAUUAUGUAUAUAUUGGGAUGGAGCAUUUUAUUACCGUAAUAACAUAAACUUUAAGAAAUUUAAUAAAAUUUGAGAAAUAAUCGGUAAAUAUUUUAAAUUAGAUAUAAUGUAAAUUUUUUUAUUACUUAUAUUAUGUAUUUAUUACGUUAAGUAAUAAUAGUAAAUUAUAUUAUGUAGUUAUUUAAUUUUCACCCAUAUUAUUUUACACAAUAAAUAUAUGUCUUAAAAAAAAAUUAAAUAAAAAAUUUUGUAAUUUUCAAGGUUGAAAUUAUUUGGAAGUCUAAAAGGUAUUAAAAACCUUAACACAUUUCAAUAAUACAUCUCAGCUGAUACGCCUAAUAGAAUAUGAUUUUUUUAAAAGAUAACAGAAAUGUUAAAAAUGGUAUGAAAAAAGCUGGGAUUUAAUUCAAUCAUGUUGAAAAUUUGUUAAAUUAUUCAAUAUUAACAAAAUAAAAUUAAAUUUAAAAAUGAGAAAGAGAAGAUUAGGAUGGAAUUAUUGUUUGCAUUCUACCAAUAAAAAAUUAUUAUAUUGGGAUAAUUAGAAAUUUUAUUAUUUUUGUUAAUGUUUUAAAACAAUUUUAUGUUUCUGAUUAAAGUUUUAUUAAUUUUUAACUGAUUUGUAAGUGAAACGAAACUAACUACAUAUAUACAUGUAGAUUUUGAGGAAUUUACCUAUAAACUAAAAAAAUUCAUUUUUUAGAAAACAAAUUGCAAAGCACUUCACUUACAAAUUUAAGUUAAAACACAAUGCUUUCAAAAGUGGUUUCAAGAUGUUAUACUUAAAAGCAUUUUGUUUGUGGUCCGUUUUUCUAAGUUGACCAACAUUAUAAUUCGGCUUUCAUCGUUAAACAUUUAAUAAAAAUUCCUUUUACAAUAAUUUAUUUCAAAUUUUUGUUUUUAAUUUUUAUUCCAUUUUUUUUAAUGUACUGUAAGUUUUAAAACAUAGCAUUAAUAAAAAACAAAAUUGUAAUAAUCACUAUUGUAAGUAAAAAAAAAAUAAAAGAUAAAACAAAAACCUCAAAAAAAAUAAUAUUAAAAAAUAAUUAUUAUUAUUAAAAUAAAAAAAGAACAUUAAAACAACAAAAAUAUAAAAUAUAAUUUCGUAUUGAUGCUAUUUUGCACAUAAAAAUUUUACAAAAUCUAAAAUAAAUUUAUAUAUUUAUAUUAUAUACUUACAAUGUAUGCA
Condylostylus longicornis is the source of this 2588-nucleotide messenger RNA. It is a transcript of the gene Cdc42, whose product is annotated as cdc42 homolog. The record is from RefSeq and is a predicted model, not a curated record. The transcript has 5 exons. Lineage: Eukaryota; Metazoa; Arthropoda; Insecta; Diptera; Dolichopodidae. Gene Ontology annotation, biological process: small GTPase-mediated signal transduction. Gene Ontology annotation, molecular function: GTPase activity; GTP binding. The coding region runs from base 240 to 818 and encodes 192 amino acids.